Molecule: messenger RNA, 1851 nt
Organism: Penicillium oxalicum
Lineage: Eukaryota; Fungi; Ascomycota; Eurotiomycetes; Eurotiales; Aspergillaceae
Product: glycosyltransferase domain-containing protein
Exons: 2
Coding region: 1-1851 (616 amino acids)
Source: RefSeq, a predicted model, not a curated record
AUGGCGUCUAGCAUGUCGUUCUCGCAGUUUGAGGGGGCCAAGCCUCCAUCCGCCGCAAGCUUCGUGCGGCAGGCCUCGCAAUGCCGCCCGCGCAUGUACCAAACAAGAGCCAUUCUCUUCUCAAUCGUAUCCUUCUUAUUGCUUCUUUGGCUUUUUUCGUCCUCCGGGAACCAGUCCGAGCCGGACUAUUGGGCGGAAUUUCCAUCUCGCCAUCCUUUCACCGAACGCCCAGAAGACGCGCAGGUCGCACUUCAGCCAAAGUCGGGCAGUUCUGUAAAUGACAGUGUCCCGCACGACCUUGACCAUGGCCGCCCUCAUCUCCAUCUCCUCGUCCCUACCGUCAAGGGAACCCGGGGCGCCUGUCGCACCGUAACUUCCGCCAUGAUUCUGGGGUAUCCACCACCAACAUUGAUCGGCUAUGGUCGUCAAAAGCCAGGAGCGACGGAGUUGGAGAUCACUGUCGAUCGGAUCACCCGUAUCCGAGAUUAUCUGAAGAAUAGUCGCACCGUCAAGGAUCGUGACUUUGUCUUGAUUGUGGAUGCCCAGGACGUGUUCUUCCAACUACCCCCGUGGAUCCUUAUCAAAAGAUUCCAAGAUACCGUGCGCACGAACAAUCAAAAGCUGGCGAGGAAAUACGGCUACGCAGCGCCUGAAAAGCCCAAUGGGUCGCCCCCCGAGGUAAUUCCAAAGUAUACCCACCGGGUCCUGUUUGGUGCGAGUAAGGUCUGCUAUAGUGCUCUCAAAAAUGACCCGGGAUGCGUCACUGUUCCCGAAUCGACCUUGCCGCCUGACGUAUACGGAUGGAAGACAGAUGCCCAUCCAGAUGGUCAUCUCACCCGACCUCGAUGGUUGAACCCCGGUGCGGUUAUUGGUCAGGCUGCCGACCUGCGGAUCAUCUACGACGAGGUUCUUCAGUUGAUGGAACGACACCCUACAAACCACAGCGACUAUCGGGCACUGACGCAGAUGUUUGGGCGUCAGGAAGUGAUCCGUGAAUUAGAGCGACUGCGGACCGUCAACAAAGUCAAGGAAUGGGUCUAUGGGAUGUUGGGUAUCUCUGACGCAGUUGAUAUUGACGGAAUCAGCGUUCGACUCGAGUCCGGCCAUCGCUAUGAGUACGGUAUCGGGGUGGACUAUGAGUCGCAACUCUUCUUUAAUCAGAUCCUGUCACGAAACGACCUCGAGUGGAUCAAGUUCAGCAAUAUUACCACCACAUCGCUCUUGCAGGGGCAAUUCGGGGUUCCGCGUGAACAUCGUCUUCUCCUUCCAGACGAUAUCGCGGCCCUCCCCAAUCCUUUUGACCAGACUCGCUCUGCGAGCCAAAAGAGCGCGGUGCCGUCCUUCAAUUUCACGCUGGACAAACUCCCGAAUCCUCAACACCAUUCAUGGAGCAAUCUCUCCUUGGCCACGAACCCUCACUCGGCCUCUGUUCCGGUGCUCCUUCAUCUCAACGGAGACCCCAAGCUACGCAACACCUGGUGGGAGAAAAUGUGGUUCUUCCCUUCGGCUCGAGCUCUCCUGCGGCGAUACGUCCGCUCGUCGCACGACUUCGAUGCGGCGCAGUCUGCUCUCCUGGGGGGUCAGGAUUGGUGGGACAUGCGCGGUGGACGAGGUGGUCUGUGGACGGAUGAUGAGAAUUGGGUGACAAUUUCCGAGGUGUGUCAGGGCCAGGAGCGAGAUUUGUUUGACGAUGAUCUUGGCCCUUGGGGCAAAGAAAAUGGGGACCCCGAUGCGCCGGUCUAUAAUCAAUUUGGGAAUCUUGUCAAGGGCAAAGCGACCAAGGAAGAGGCCGAGAAGAAGAAGAAAGAGAUGCAAAAGGAAAAGGAAAAGGAGAAGAAGGAUUCAACCUGA